Plasmodium malariae is the source of this 3555-nucleotide messenger RNA. RefSeq names its product U3 small nucleolar RNA-associated protein 13, putative (gene UTP13). NCBI's taxonomy places the organism in Eukaryota, Apicomplexa, Aconoidasida, Haemosporida, Plasmodiidae. Gene Ontology annotation, cellular component: nucleolus; 90S preribosome. Bases 1 to 3555 code for a protein of 1184 amino acids. The record is from RefSeq and is a predicted model, not a curated record. Gene Ontology annotation, biological process: endonucleolytic cleavage in 5'-ETS of tricistronic rRNA transcript (SSU-rRNA, 5.8S rRNA, LSU-rRNA); endonucleolytic cleavage to generate mature 5'-end of SSU-rRNA from (SSU-rRNA, 5.8S rRNA, LSU-rRNA). Gene Ontology annotation, molecular function: protein binding; U3 snoRNA binding. The transcript has 3 exons.
AUGUCGGUUGUUACAUACACCGAAAUUGAAAGAAAGUUCUUUGACGUUUACGAGGGGGAUAAGGAUGUGUUUUUUGCAAAGGAACAUGGAUUAUUUUUAAGUUUAAGUAACAAUAAUAUAUAUUGUUUUAAGGUAAGGAAUGAGGGAGAAAAUCACAAUAACUUAUAUGUACAUAAUGCUAAGUAUCCUACUUGUGUAUUGGAGUCUUGUGUGAGUAUUGAUGAUAUAAAAGAACAUUACCAUAAAAAAUAUUUGAAUAGAUAUUGUAUAUCUUUAUUUAGUACUAUAAGCCACUUUUACUAUUCGAAUAAGAAUUUGUUCUUAUCAACUGACGAUAACAACAUACACCAUUAUGUUUUAGUGCUGAAUGAUCAAACGAAAAUAGAGCCUGUGGAUGAAAAGAAAGAAGAAAUUAAUGAUGAGGAUAUAAAAGAUAAAAUAUAUUUAUAUGAUCAUGAAGAAGAUAAAGAAAAGAGUAUUUAUUCUUAUAAUUACAAUUGGGUACACUUAGAAAAAAUAUAUAUAUGGAAAACUGAUAAUAUAGUUAUAACAUGUUUUUAUUUUAAUAAUAUAGGAGGGAGAAAGUUAGUUGUUGGGUAUAUUAAUGGUUUAAUUAAUGUAUUUGAUAUCAAUACAUAUAGAUUAUUAUUAUCUUAUAAAAUACAUAACAGUAGAAUUACAAACUUGAAAAUGUACAAGAAUUUUAUUAUUAGUUCGGAUAUAACAAAAAAUAUUUUCAUUUAUGACGUUGGGCAAAAUAAAAAAAUUAUGUCUUGCCAGGAUCAUAUGAGUGGCAUAAUGGACUUUCUUUUUUUAGCCGUCCAAGAUGAUCGUGUUAAGAAAGGUGAAGAUGUGAGGGGUAAGGUGAACGGGGGAGGCAAGAGUAAGGUGGAAAAGAGUGACAGUCUGGAUGAGGAAGAAUGUGACAAACGGGGUGAAGAAGAGAGCGAUGAAUACGAGGAGGAGGAAGAAGAAGAUAAGUUGAUAGGAUUCAUCAGCAUCGGAAAUGACAAAAUAAUGAACAUAUGGAAUCUAAGCAUGUUAAAUUCGCGGGAUGAGGGCGAAUAUAGAAAAUUAAGGGAACAGAAGAACAGUGAAAAAAAAAAAAAAGAGAAUAGCGCGAUAGUAACAUGUAGCCCUAUAAAACAAAUAUAUUUAGGUAAUGAUAUAAACAGUGCAUUAAUAAUAUCAUCUAGUGUUUUUACAAAAAAUAAAAAAAGCAAAUUAAUAAUAAAAGACGAAAAUAUAAAAUGGUUAAUACUAACACAUGAUAGUAAGGGUAAUCUACUUUUUUACAACCCACUGAAAGGAGAUAUAAUCUUCAAGUUUAAGGAGAAUAAACUUUUAAUUAAUGAAAGUAAUAUAAAAAAAUUUUUUUUGUUAAAAUACAAAUUAUAUAUAUUUAGAGAAGACAGUUCUUUAUUAAUUUAUGAUAUAAGAAAUUUCAAAUUAAUAAAAAAUUAUCUAUGUAAAAUAGAGGGUAUUUUUGAAAUGCUACUUUUUAAUCCAAAUUCUAGUGACAUAACAGAUGAACAGAAUAAAAGGAUUGAAGAAGAAAAGCUUAUCUUAGAUGUAAAAUGUGAUUACAAUGACAAGGAAGAUAUAAAAUGUAUAAUUUUAAUGGGUGAUAGUAUUAUAAGGAUUUUAAGUUUUGAAGAUAAUGUAAUCAUACAAACAUUACUCAUUAGACAUGAAGAUGUUGUGUCAUGUAUUAAGUUAAAUGAAACUAAUAAUCUAUUAUUUAGUGGAUCGAAUGAUAAAAAUAUUUUCGUCUGGAGUUUAAAAAGUAAUACUUGCCUAUACAUAUUAAAAGAUAAUUUAUAUUCCAUUAAUGCAAUUGAUGUAAAUUUGAGGAAAUUUCCUUCAGUUAUACUUGUAAGUGUGUGUGAGGACUGUAGUUUAAAGUUAUGGAAUUUUAUAGUUGAAGUGGACAAUAUGGAAAAAGAAAAAAAAAAAAAGAAAAGAAAAUUGGAUGAAAUUUUUACAGAUUUGGAAAUAGUUAAAAGUAACUUCACCAUCUAUCCCCAUAAAAUUUUAAUUAACGACGUAGCUAUAUCUCCAAAGGGGAAGAUGGUCGCCACAUGCAGCAAAGACAAAACGAUAAAACUAUUUGAAACGAGGAGCUUAAAGUUAAUAAAGAUUUUGGAAGGCCAUAAAAAGUCAGUUCAGAAUGUUUUGUUUUCAAAGACUAAUCAACUUUUAUACAGUAACUCAUAUGAUAGUGUAAGAAUAUGGAACAUAAAGACUUUUGAAUGUUUAAAAAGUAUACAAAGUCUAGAUUUCAAUAUUACGAAAAUGUUAAUUUUGAAUGAUAUUUGUAUGAUUAAUGCUUAUAGCAAUGGUAAUAUAAGCAUAAUUAAUAUAAAAAAUUGUGAAAAAAUAUCAAAUAUCAAUUAUCAUAAUGAUAAAAUAUUUUGUUUACAAAAUUGUAAUAAUCAUAAUUUACUGUUAUCUGCUUCAGUAAAUGGAGAACUGAUGUUUUUAAAAAAUAUUAGCGAAAAAAUUGUUACUGAAAAUAUGUUUGAAAAAAGAAAACACAUAUUUUAUGAAAACUGCCUAGAAAAUUUGUUAAAAGAAAAAAGAAUUAACGAAUCAUUACUCAUUUGUUUGAAGCUUGGUAAAAAAUAUAAAUUUAAAAGUAUCAUAGAGAAUUAUUUAAAUUUCUAUACGUUUUCUAUUUUAAAUAUCUUAAAAAAAUUUGAGCACGAAUAUGGUUUAAGAAAAAUAGUUCAAAGGGGUGAUGAUACUAAUGGUGAUGAUACUAAUGGUGAUGAUACUAAUGGUGAUGUUACUAAUAGUGGUGCUACGCAUCUAGGAAUUAAAAAAGAGUUCGACUUCAAAAAGGAGCGAUCGCAUAAUGAAUCUUAUAACAAAGAAGGAAAUAUUAAUCGCAGGGAGCAGUCCGAUGAUGUACAUGUCUUUAAUGUUGUAGAAGGUAAGAAGGACAAGUCUAACGAAGUGAAAUCGUUGAACGUAUAUAGUGACGAUACUGUAAUUAGUAAUAUUCAGAAUUAUUUAGAAAAUGCAGAUAUUUUAGAAAAUUAUAUAUAUAUUCAAUUGUCAAAAAUGUUAUCUAAUGAAUCAGAUAAUUCGAUGAAAGUCGAAAAGGGAGUGGAUCAAAGAAGGGUGGAAAACAUGAUCGUGAAAAAUGAAAAUAAUUUAGGGGAAAAGAGUCAAUCAGCCUUGAGGGAAACUGAACAGAGAGGUAGUGACCUGCACAAUGAUGAUGACAACUUUGUUUUAUUUUUAAGAAAAAUGAAAAAAAAAAGUGAACACUCCUAUUUCUUAUACCUUAACAGACUUAUGGAAUUUAUCACCUUUUUCAUUAUAAAUCAUAGGUUUGCAUAUAUAUCAAAUUUUCUUUUGAACAGCGUAAUUAAAUAUAUUGAUUACGCAGAUAUAUGUAAAAUUAAUAAUUAUCAACAUUUUUUUGAAAUUUAUAAUAGUUAUAUUCCGAGGCAUAAAAAUAGAUAUUUGAAGUCUUUGCAAAAAUCGAAAUGCUUUGAGUUAAUUAACAUCAACUACUACAAAGGGGACAUAAAGAUGAUGAACUGA